This is a messenger RNA of Glycine soja, 2099 nucleotides long. Its product is annotated as L-ascorbate oxidase-like. Gene Ontology annotation, cellular component: plasmodesma; extracellular region. Bases 99 to 1844 code for a protein of 581 amino acids. NCBI's taxonomy places the organism in Eukaryota, Viridiplantae, Streptophyta, Magnoliopsida, Fabales, Fabaceae. The transcript is spliced from 5 exons. Gene Ontology annotation, molecular function: oxidoreductase activity; copper ion binding. The record is from RefSeq and is a predicted model, not a curated record.
ACUAGGCCCUAUAAUGCCACAACCUACAUAGUAGAUCAACAGCUUCUAAUAAAUCCUUGACAACUUCCUCCUCUUCUAAUUCAAUUCAGGCUCUAGCUAUGAGCAAAAGCAAUAACAAUAUAAUGAGCUUUAAAGCUCUAACCUUAUGGUGCAUUUUGUUGUCUUUGUUGCAACUAUCACUAGGAGCUGUAAGGCACCGUAUUAGGUUUAACGUAGAGUACAUGUAUCGUGAGCCAGAUUGCCAUGAGCACGUUGUGAUGGGAAUCAAUGGCCAGUUUCCUGGCCCAACCAUCACAGCUGAAGCUGGAGACACCCUUGAGAUUUUACUCACCAAUAAGCUCUCCACAGAGGGAACAGUUAUUCACUGGCAUGGAAUUAGACAGUAUGGAACACCUUGGGCUGAUGGAACUGCUGCCAUUUCACAGUGUGCUAUUGCUCCCGGAGAAACUUUUAAUUACACAUUUACAGUUGACAGGCCGGGUACAUACUUCUAUCAUGGACACUUUGGUAUGCAAAGAGCAGCAGGACUGUAUGGUUCUCUGAUAGUGAAUUUGCCAAAGGGAAAAAAGGAGCCAUUCCAUUAUGAUGGUGAGUUCAACCUUUUGCUGAGUGAUUGGUGGCACAAAAGCACACAUUCUCAAGAGGUUGGUCUCUCCUCCAUGCCAUUCAGAUGGAUUAAUGAACCUCAGUCUUUGCUUAUUAAUGGGAGAGGACAAUACAAUUGUUCCUUGGCAGCUAGUCUUAUUAAGACCUCCUUGCCCCAAUGCAAGUUCAGAGGUAACGAACAAUGUGCACCUCAGAUUCUCCAUGUCGAUCCAAACAAGACCUACAGGAUCAGGAUUGCUAGUACCACUUCCUUGGCAUCUCUCAACUUGGCCAUUGGGGAUCACAAAUUGGUGGUGGUGGAAGCUGAUGGAAACUAUGUGAAACCAUUUAUCGUUGAUGACAUAGACAUAUAUUCUGGUGAAAGUUACUCGGUUCUCCUUACAACAAAUCAAGACCCAAAGAAAAACUAUUGGAUUUCAGUUGGUGUGAGAGGAAGACCACCCAACACCCCACAAGGUUUAACUAUCCUAAACUACAAAACAAUCUCUGCCUCAGUUUUUCCCACUUCUCCACCACCCAUCACACCUCAAUGGGAUGAUUAUAAUCGUAGCAAGGCAUUCACUUACAAAAUUCUUGCCCUAAAGGGAACGGAACAACCUCCACAACACUAUGAUCGUAGGCUUUUCCUUCUCAACACACAAAACCUUGUUGAUGGAUACACUAAAUGGGCCAUUAACAAUGUCUCACUAGCAUUGCCAACAACUCCUUACCUAGGCUCCAUUAGGUUUAAUGUGAAUGGUGCCUUUGACCCAAAAAGUCCACCUGACAAUUUCUCAAUGGAUUAUGACAUCUUGAAACCUCCCUUGAACCCUAAUGCAAAAAUUGGAAGUGGGGUUUACAUGUUUCAGUUUAACCAAGUUGUUGAUGUGAUACUCCAAAAUGCUAAUGUAAUGAAGGGCAAAAACAGUGAGAUUCACCCUUGGCAUUUGCACGGGCAUGACUUUUGGAUUUUAGGGUAUGGAGAUGGGAAAUUCAAACAAGGUGAUGAUUCCAAAUUCAACUUGAAGAACCCACCAUUGAGGAACACUGCAGUGAUAUUCCCUCAUGGUUGGACUGCUUUGAGGUUUAAGGCAGAUAAUCCUGGAGUUUGGGCCUUCCAUUGCCACAUUGAGCCUCAUUUGCACAUGGGAAUGGGUGUCAUUUUUGCUGAGGCUGUUCAAAACGUGACGAGUACUAUACCUAGGGAUGCUUUUGCAUGUGGCAUUCUCAAGAAGUUCCUGAAUAAGGAACACAACUGAAACUAGCAGCUAGCCACACAUGUGUUUGUCCUUAGUUUGUUUAGUUUAACUUUCUUUCGUGUCUUCUUCCCUUCAUUGUUUUGUUUGUGUAGUCUUGUUGUGCUUUUAUUGUGAGUUAGCAAGGCAUGCUGACUACCUCAUGUAAGGUAGUCAUGCCUUGUUCUACUAAAAAAAUUUAUGAGAAAUGUGUGAUCAGUUGAGUGUGUUUGGAUAAAUAUGCUAAUAAAUUUGCAGGCCAAUGCUAAGUUUCAUUUA